AUGAUCCUCGGCUCUUCUUCGACAAAUUUUGCUGUUGAUUCUGAGAGGCAUGUCUAUACUCUAUGCGGCAACAGCGUCGCAAUAACUUCGGUAGAUGGAAAUUCAUGCGAAUGGCAGCCCGAUAAAGGACUUUAUGAGGUCACGUGUAUAGCAAUCGCGCCAAAGUCAGGGAUCAUUUGUGUAUCAAAAAAGUCUCUUUCCGUUGCUCUUCUCUUUUUCAGAGUAUCAAAGCUUCGAAAGAUUGGUGAGAUCCCCUCCAUUGCUCAAGUAGAAGUACAACAACUUGCCUAUUUGCAUGACGAAACAGCCCUGCUUGUGCUCUGCAAUUACCCGUCUAGCGUGGUCAAGAUAUUAAAUUCCUCGGGUGCAAACGGUAUGUUUGCUAUUUCGAAAACAAUUAAUUUAGCAGACACGUUUUUUAGCGGCCUACUAUUUGGCAAGUUUCGUGGCACAAGUUCUGAUGUGAUUCUCUGGGGUGAGCAUUGUAUCCAGGUAUACACACUUAAGGAAACCGAAAGUGACUAUACCCAAUGUGUAUCCCAUGGGAACAUCGACGACACGAUUACAUGUGGAUGUGUUACACAAAAAGGGAUACUCUUUGGAUUUGCAUCGGGUAAGGUUUCUUUCCUUGAUCCUGUUGGAGAGGCAUUGUCAGUUGUGGUCUUCUGCCGUUCUGAAGUGUCAGGUUUGGUUCUUGACAAUUCCUCAGACAAUAUCUUCUUGUUUCAAGUCGACGGGCUUCUCCUUCGACUUUCCGGCACUGCGCCCAAUUAUCAGGUAACCCCUUGUUGUCAAGUACCCUCCAUUGGCAAACACACGACAAUCUUUUCACUAGCGCAAAACACCGGUUCCAUUUGCGAGCUAAUUAUAUCGACUGGCCUUGGGGUUUACCGAUGUAUUGAAGAAGAUAAUAACUGGGGUAUGUUUUCUAUACGACAGAAGUUGCAUAAACCCAUAAAAAAAUGUCAUGCCCUAAAAGGAAAUCAAGGUGUUGUUUGUGUUUCUGGGGACGGCAUGCUUUUCACACUUUUUAUUCACAAAAAUGAGGUAUGUGAGUGGCGCGAGCCUGUACGGGAAGCUGAAAGGGGCGAAAUUAUCGACUCUUGCAUUACAGCAGCCGGUAAACUUGUGCUUGUUUCUCGGGAUGGUAUCUUUUACAAGGAUCCGUUGAAUGGGGGUAAUUUGGAUCAUGUGCCCAUAUCAACCACUAGUGAUGUCCAGUUGCGAUGCACCGUAAAUGAUUUAGGAACGUUAGUCUGCUUUACUCCAGAAGUCCUAUAUUUUUUCCAUUGUACGGAAGCAAGCCUACGCCCAUGCGGCUCUGUCAACAUCGGUGAUUUCACCUUUUCGCUUACGAUUAAGUCGAUCUGCGGACUUCCAGGGGAGAACGCCUUUCUGCUUGCGAGUUCAAAUGGGGAGCUUUCUCUCAUCAGUGUCCCUUCCUCAGCGGCAAUGAUAGAUAUAGAUGACCCCUCCGAGGGACUACUGAAGGGCUCUUGGAGGCUAGACUUCCCCGUGGAAGCGAUGCAUCCAUGUUAUGUGUCCGACGAAGCCAUCAACAUCCUGGUGGAGUCCAUCGAUAAGGACACGAAGGUGUAUGCUCUGAGUCGACGCAGCGAAGAAAAGGACUCGGUCAAGGUGCUCCGUCCAAUCUUCCUCAUGCGCGACCAUUCAGCCGGGGGCCGAUGCCUGUGCCCUGUUGGGACCACCGCAGUUUGCACUGGCGGAAAGGACGGGCGCCUUGUCUGGCGCGACAUCGGUGUCUAUCAAAAACGGCUUCCUGCGUUACCGCCUUCAAAGGAAAAACGCAAGCCACUGAAGGAAUUGACGGCGUGUCACUUUGCAGGUGGUGGAGUCACCACCAUUUGCGCUCUGGACGAUGCGAUAGCGUGCGUCGGAAACCAGACAAGUUUCCUCAAAAUAAUACUGGAAGCGACGCCCACAACAUUUUCGACGACUAGUGCGUGGAAGGAGCCUCAAUGGGUCUCCCGUGGAACGGGUUCAGGCCCAUACGAGAUCAGCUCACCAGACAUUUCGAUGACGGCACCACAGGUCACGAUAAAGAAAUCUAAAGAUGGGGAAGAUAUGUUAAAGAGAUCGGUCCAAGACAAGUUGAGCAACAUUCGGAAAGAAUGGAACAAUAUUGUCCAGCCAGAAUGGUUCGACAGGGUGUCUGCUGAGAGUCUUCUUCCCCCAUCUCUGCGGGAGCAGUUUGAAGACAAGUGCGUGAAUACUGUGUUUAAUACGAAGGAUACAGAGUAUUAUCGACUCCUGGAGAACGAACAUACGCAGGAUGUCAUAAAGGCACGGUGCUGCGCACCUAUGGAGGUGGUUCGAUCAAAAAUCGUUAGUAUUAACGGAGGCCUCGAGGUUCACAACUUUCACAUUGCAAAGAGUAUCCGCCCACACAAAAGACUAGCAGAGAAGUGUGUGUUUCUGCGCAAUCUUCAACUAAAAGCCGCACAAGGAUCUCGAACGAUACAAGUAUCUGAAAAUGCUUCCCAAAAGGCACAGUUGGCUAAAAAUGUGCUUUUGGAGUCUCAAAAUAGGCAUGUUUCUAGGUUAUACUCUCCCUUCGAGAUUUACACAACGGGGAGGGCUGCGUUCCAGACUAUUCUUCUAAGAGGUGUGAUGCUGAGCCUCAAAGAUGGUUUUAACCAGCGCUAUGAUGAGAUCUUUCAAAAAAAGAAGGUCAUUCUCUCUGUUAUCGAAGAGAAAACGAAUCAAUGCUUGCGGAUUGUAAAGCAGCUUGGGGAGGAAUCAUCCUUCACUAAACUUUUCACACCACACAUCGAUUUUGAAGAGGAUCCAAAUACGGUUUUCACCGUUCGUGAAGAGGAGCUUGAAGAAAAAUUCGAUGCUUUUUACCCAAAAAGCAGGAGUCGUGUAUUGUUUCGCCGUCGAAUGAGGCUGCAUUGA
Messenger RNA from Phytomonas sp. Hart1, 2919 nucleotides. The record is from the annotation of a GenBank genome assembly. NCBI's taxonomy places the organism in Eukaryota, Euglenozoa, Kinetoplastea, Trypanosomatida, Trypanosomatidae.